UUUUGCUGUGUUGACGAUGUAAACGAAUUUGUUGGUUGUCAUUGCAGACAUAUCAUCUGAAGGCGGUAGCUAGUAAUAUUGGCAAAUUGAAUCAUCAUGGAACUGCCGUACCUUGUGCAUCGAAAACUAAGAUUCUACGAAACGCCAGAAUAUUUUUAUCUAAUACCUGUCGAUCGGUCUGGAUCGAAUGGCCAAGCUCUGAGCAUCAAUCGAGUGACGAAUGAAAUGAAUCUUUUCGAUGAUAGUGAAGCCAUUGAACGAUCAGUGUUUGCCGAUAUUUGCUACGGAAUAAUGGGCAUCAUACGACUCAUUUCUGGCAAUCAUCUCAUAUUGAUAACUGAAGCUAGUCUGGUCGGUGAAAUCUAUUCACCCGGUGCCAUUGUCUAUCGGAUGGAAAAUGUCCGUAUCAUUCCGUACAACGAUACGAAUUCAGCGGCGAGACAAACAGUGAUGAGUGAUCAACAGAAAGAGUACAAUAAUCGCUAUUUGCUGAUGCUUGAAUCGAUAUUGCGAAUGCCGUCAUACUAUUUUUCCUAUGUCUACGAUCUUUCAUCAUCAUUACAGCGAACGAACCGACAACCGGGACAAAGUCGUACGCUCAUACAAUCAGCCAACAUGGAAUUCGUAUGGAAUGGUGCAUUGUUAAGUCAAUUGAUGGCAGAACAAAAGUUUCAUUAUUUCUGUCUGCCCAUCAUCUGUGGAUUUGUGGCCAUCUAUCAGGAUUUGAUUAAACAACGUCAAUUUCGAUGGAUUCUGCUUAGUCGACGAAGUAGGAACCGAUGUGGUACUCGAUGGUUUGCCCGUGGAAUCAACACCGAUGGUCAUGUGGCCAAUUUCAUCGAAACCGAACAGCUGUUGCUAACCGAUCAUGAUGAUCGUUUCUCAUUGGUUCAGAUUCGUGGAUCGAUUCCGUUGUAUUGGUCGCAGUUGCCGAAUCUUCGUUAUAAACCAUCGUUUGUGAUACCGAAAGCGCCACACAUAGAAAGCUAUGGCCAACACGUUCGUCGUUUGGCACGUGAAUAUGGACGAAUUUGUUUUGUCAAUCUGAUCUCAAACAAAGGAUCCGAAAGUCGGCUUGGCAAAUUGUUGACCGAUGUUGUAAACGAUGGCAAUUUCAAUCGUGGCAAUGACAUCCCGUUUGUCAACUUUGAAUGGUUCGAUUUCCAUCACGAAUGCAAACGACAUGGAUGGCAAGCGCUGUCCAAUCUGAUGGACCAAAUUCGUUCGUUUAUCGAUCAAUAUGGUUAUUAUUGGUGGUCCAAUUCAAACAACUGCUCUGUGCAACGAGUUCAACAAGGCAUCAUUCGAACCAAUUGUAUCGAUUCAUUGGAUCGAACGAAUGUAGUGCAGAGUAUGAUUGGCAAAUAUGUGCUACGAAAACAGAUGAUCGAGGCGGGAAUUCUUUCCGAAUUCGAAAUGAUUGAAAGCUAUCCUCAUCUUAAUUCGAUAUUCUCGAACAUGUGGGCCGACCAUGCUGAUGUUUGUUCCACUCAAUAUGCAGGUACCGGUGCACUGAAGUCUGAUUUUACCCGUACGGGCAAACGUCGUCUGACCGGUAUCAUUGCCGACGGUCUGAAUUCGUUGAUCCGUUACUACAAAAACAAUUUCGAAGAUGGUUUCCGCCAAGAUUCAAUCGACUUGAUUCUCGGUGUUCAUCAGGUGGACGAGCGUGAAGGCAAACAGGUGAAAUGUCCGUUGGAAGAUCGAAAUCUGGCCAAAAUAUUCUUCUUGCCAGUCCUGUUCCUGUUGUCGAUGGCCAUGUUUUUGUGGUCAUUGGUGUUGUAUGGCAAUGUAUAUAGCAGUAUUGAACAAGCCAUGUACACAUUGUUCUGGUUCGCCAUGUCGGCCAUUUGUUUGGUCAUCAUGUACUACCUGGGCAACGAAUUUGCCGAUUACCCUACACUUGUACGAAGGCGAUGAUUACCUAUCAACAUUAUUAACAUGGACACACAAUGGAUUUUGAUUUUGAUUUUAAUUUAUAAUUUUAAAUUUUUAC
This is a messenger RNA of Dermatophagoides farinae (American house dust mite), 1996 nucleotides long. Its product is annotated as phosphatidylinositol-3-phosphatase SAC1. The record is from RefSeq and is a predicted model, not a curated record. Gene Ontology annotation, cellular component: endoplasmic reticulum. Gene Ontology annotation, molecular function: phosphatidylinositol-4-phosphate phosphatase activity. Lineage: Eukaryota; Metazoa; Arthropoda; Arachnida; Sarcoptiformes; Pyroglyphidae. Gene Ontology annotation, biological process: phosphatidylinositol dephosphorylation.